This is a messenger RNA of Brassica oleracea var. oleracea, 336 nucleotides long. Its product is annotated as putative F-box protein At3g49980. NCBI's taxonomy places the organism in Eukaryota, Viridiplantae, Streptophyta, Magnoliopsida, Brassicales, Brassicaceae. The transcript has 2 exons. Bases 1 to 336 code for a protein of 111 amino acids. The record is from RefSeq and is a predicted model, not a curated record.
AUGCCAUCUGCCGAGUUUGAAGGUGAGAUUAGCCUAUUUGAUAAGCAUUCUUCUAAUUCAGCUAUACUCGAUAUAUCUCAAGUGUUUCAUUGUGAUGGCUUGUUGCUAUGUACCAUCAAAGAAGAGACAAGAAUCGUGGUUUGGAACCCCUGUACUGGCCAAACCAAACAAUCAAAAUUCGAAAUCUGUGAGAUUAAGUCUAACUUAUGGAGGACUCUUGAUCUCAAUAUUGACUGUCAGUUAGUAGACACUGAGUACCGCGUGUCUUUGAGAGGAAAGACAUACUGGUUUGCUGGGUAUAUAUUAUCAACGAGUUUGACAACGGUAUAUUCUUAG